AACACGAACGACCCCUCCUAGCGCAGAACAGUAUACAAAUCCGUAUUCGCUUUCUCGCGCUUUCGUUCACCACUCUCUGUCUUCUCGUCUCGUCCUCCAUUCGACAGAUCGAGAGAGAGAGAGAGAGGGGGAGAGGGGGAGAGAUGGCGCUGAUAGGGCUGAAGGCGACGCCGUUCGCGGCGGUGGCGCAGCUGCUGGCAGUCACGGGCGUGGUGCUGGUGCUGGUCUGGUGCAUCUCCUUCAUGGGCGGCUUGGCCUGGGAAGCCACCAACAAAAGUCUCAUCUUCAACCUGCAUCCCGUGCUGAUGCUAAUUGGCUUGAUCAUCAUCGGAGGUGAAGCGAUAAUAACUUACAAGACAUUGCCUCUGAACAAAGAAACCAAGAAGCUAAUACACAUGGUGCUACACGCCAUCGCUUUGAUCCUCGGCAUCAUCGGAGUUUAUGCCGCGUUCAAGUAUCACAACGAGAGCUCCAUUGCCAACCUCUACAGCUUGCACUCCUGGCUCGGGAUCUGCAUCAUCGUGCUCUACGGCAUUCAGUGGAUAUAUGGAUUCGUCAUCUUCUUCUACCCCGGAGGACCGAGCACCCUGAGGAGCGACUCGCUUCCGUGGCACGUGCUGUUCGGGUUGUUCGUGUACAUACUGGCGGUCGCAAAUGCGGCGCUAGGCUUCUUGGAGAAGCUCACGUUCCUGGAGAACUCGGGGCUCGCGAAGUUCGGUUCCGAGGCCAUCCUCGUCAACUUCACCGCGGUCGUGACGGUACUGUUCGGGACCUUUGUCAUAGUCACCGUUCUUUCUCAGCCCGUCAUUGAAGACGACUACUCCUACUCCGCAAUCUAGAUCGUGCCCUAUUAUUGAAUAAGAUUGCUUUAUGUAUAGAACAUCCACGGAUCAUUCGUGGUAGCAGAUGUACGAUGAAUACGUGAGGAACACUGAAUUGUCAACUUUGUCAUGCUUAGCAAAUUCAAUGUUCUUAUGGUUAUCUCUAGAGUUAUUCCAAUUGAAUUUCACUUAAUUAGGACUUAGGAACUUGGGCUAUCUUUGGAGAUUAGAAAGUUGAUACAAGGAUUCUAAUUGAAAAAUCCGGCAUGAUGUUGUCGGGGAUUUGAU
This is a messenger RNA of Eucalyptus grandis, 1109 nucleotides long. RefSeq names its product transmembrane ascorbate ferrireductase 1. The record is from RefSeq and is a predicted model, not a curated record. Gene Ontology annotation, molecular function: oxidoreductase activity. The transcript has 4 exons. Lineage: Eukaryota; Viridiplantae; Streptophyta; Magnoliopsida; Myrtales; Myrtaceae. Bases 144 to 839 code for a protein of 231 amino acids.